This is a messenger RNA of Alosa alosa (allis shad), 963 nucleotides long. Its product is annotated as histone H1-like. Gene Ontology annotation, biological process: nucleosome assembly. NCBI's taxonomy places the organism in Eukaryota, Metazoa, Chordata, Actinopteri, Clupeiformes, Clupeidae. Gene Ontology annotation, cellular component: nucleosome. Bases 22 to 642 code for a protein of 206 amino acids. Gene Ontology annotation, molecular function: DNA binding; structural constituent of chromatin. The transcript has a single exon. The record is from RefSeq and is a predicted model, not a curated record.
AGGAAAAUUAUCUACUGAAAAAUGGCAGAAGUUGCUCCAGCACCCGCCGCCGCCGCGCCGGCGAAAGCACCCAAGAAGAAGGCAGCACCCAGGCCGAAGAAAACUGGUCCCAGUGUGGGCGAGCUUGUCGUCAAGGCGAUCUCUGCAUCCAAGGAGAAGAAAGGAGUCUCCCUUGCAGCGCUCAAGAAGGCUCUGGCUGCUGGUGGCUACGACGUGGAGAAGAACAACGCUCGCGUCAAGAUCGCCAUCAAGAGUCUCGUUACUAAGGGAACUUUGGUUCAGACCAAGGGCACCGGCGCGUCCGGCUCCUUCAAGCUGAAUAAGGCGAAGGCAGAGCCCAAGAAGAAGGCCGUCAAGAAGGCUGCUCCCAAGGCGAAGAAGCCCGCUGCCAAGAAGCCCGCCGCAGCAAAGAAGCCCAAGAAAGCAGCAGCUAAAAAGCCCGCGGCCGCCAAGAAAUCUCCGAAGAAGGCAAAGAAACCAGCAGUGGCUAAACCCAAGAAGGCCGUCAAGAGCCCGAAAAAGGCAAAGAAGCCCGCGGCAGCAAAGCCUACCAAGAGCCCCAAGAAGACGAAAGCGGCCAAGCCUAAGGUAGCGAAGCCUAAAGCCGCCAAGCCCAAAAAGGCAGCACCCAAGAAGAAGUAAACGACAUGAAGGCUGUUCCUAUUCAUACAAAAGGCUCUUUUAAGAGCCACCCAACUUCUCUUCAAAAUGCAUUUGUUUCAAAAACUUUAAGACAGAUUUGUAUUCAUGUAACUUUAACAUGUAUGGAGGGGGGGAAUUAUCACCAGAUAGAUGAUAUUUUAUUGAGUGAUAUCUUCAAUUUCAGAAUCAUACGGAGCGAAACAUUUAUUAUGUGGCGGGGUUUGGGUCAUUUACUCAAUUUUGACUGGUUGUAAUACUUGCGAUUCUUAUGUCCAUGCAAAUCCUAUUUGCACAAAUUCUCUCAGCUUGAUCUAUUUAUUG